AUGAGGGACAAAAAGAAGAUCAGCCUUCCCGCAAAAUUGAUCAAUGGAGGAAUAGCUGGGCUUGUGGGGGUGACCUGUGUCUUCCCUAUUGAUUUAGCCAAAACCCGUCUCCAGAACCAGCAAGGACAAGGAGUCUACACUGGAAUGCGGGAUUGUUUGGUGAAGACCAUUCGCUCGGAAGGGUUCUUCGGCAUGUAUCGAGGAGCCGCUGUAAAUCUAACUCUGGUCACUCCUGAAAAAGCAAUCAAGCUGGCAGCCAAUGAUUUCUUCCGACAGUUGCUUACCCAGGAUGGAAAAGAGUUGACGUUGGUGAGGGAGAUGCUUGCUGGCUGUGGAGCUGGGACUUGCCAGGUGGUGGUCACAUCCCCAAUGGAAAUGUUGAAAAUCCAACUCCAGGAUGCUGGACGGCUGGCUGCUCAUCAGCAGAAGGCGUUGAGGCAGGACGGUCCAGCUGCUCCUGCCACCCAUCCACCGCCAGGACAGCCGUACGCUUCUGGGUCCACGGCAGCCUCCAAACGGCCCUCUGCCACUGUGAUCGCCAGAGAUCUCCUGCAAACCCAGGGACUAGCAGGCCUGUAUAAAGGAUUGGGGGCCACCCUCCUCAGGGAUGUCCCCUUUUCAGUUAUAUAUUUCCCACUCUUUGCAAACAUCAACAAACUGGGACAGAAGCACCAUGAAGAGAAAGCUUCUUUCUUGCACUCCUUCAUGUCUGGCUGUGCGGCAGGAUCCGUGGCUGCAGUGGCGGUGACCCCGCUGGAUGUUCUAAAAACCCGAAUUCAAACGCUCAAGAAAGGCCUUGGCGAGGACACCUAUAAUGGGAUCAUUGACUGUGCCAGGAAGGUCUGGAUUCAUGAGGGCCCAGCCGCCUUCAUGAAAGGGGCCGGGUGCCGGGCACUGGUGAUCGCUCCUCUCUUUGGCAUUGCUCAAGGGGUCUACUUCAUUGGCAUUGGAGAAUACAUUCUGGGAUUUUUCCACUAGCGCCCACGGCAGCCGAG
Messenger RNA from Euleptes europaea (tarantolino), 995 nucleotides. It is a transcript of the gene SLC25A18, whose product is annotated as solute carrier family 25 member 18. Lineage: Eukaryota; Metazoa; Chordata; Lepidosauria; Squamata; Sphaerodactylidae. The transcript has 9 exons. The coding region runs from base 1 to 978 and encodes 325 amino acids. Gene Ontology annotation, molecular function: L-aspartate transmembrane transporter activity; L-glutamate transmembrane transporter activity. The record is from RefSeq and is a predicted model, not a curated record. Gene Ontology annotation, biological process: L-glutamate transmembrane transport; malate-aspartate shuttle; aspartate transmembrane transport.